UGGAGGUAGCCAGAGGUGGAUGAUCACAGAACUGAUCUUUGAGAACUCCGUACAUGACUCAUUGGAAAAUGACCCGUUUCCCCUCGCGUGGCAGAAGCUGCUGUGUUUAACUUUUGCCGAAUGUCCAUUUGCCUGCGGGAACCGCGACUGGGAGCGGCUGUCAGUCACGCAAACCCCGGAAUAACUGCAUGUCUCUGUGCCCGCAGGACAUGGAAGGGCCGACUGGCUGGGAGCCGCAGGGCGCCGAAGCGCUGCGGCGGUUCCAGGGGCUGCUGAUGGACCGCCGCGGCCGCCUGCACGGCCAGCUGCUGCGCCUGCGCGAGGUGGCCCGGCGCCUCCAGCGCCUCCGCCGACGCUCCCUGGCGGCCAGCGUGGCGGGCAGCUCGCUGAGCGCCGCGGGCGCCGUGGCCGCCAUCGUGGGGCUCUCGCUCAGCCCGGUCACCCUGGGGGUCUCGCUCCUGGCGUCGGCCGUGGGGCUGGGGGUGGCCACCGCCGGCGGGGCCGUCACCAUCACGUCCGACCUCUCCCUGAUCUUCUGCAACUCCCGGGAGGUGCGGAGGGUGCAGGAGAUCGCGGCCACCUGCCAGGACCAGAUGCGCGAGAUCCUGAGCUGCCUCGAGUUCUUCUGCCGCUGGCAGGGCCGCGGGGACCGCCAGCUGCUGCAGAGCGGGAGGAACGCGUGCAUGGCCCUGUACAACUCCGUCUACUUCAUCGUUUUCUUCGGCUCGCGCGGCUUCCUCAUCCCCAGGAGGGCCGAGGGGGCCACCAAAGUUAGCCAGGCCGUGCUGAAGGCCAAGAUUCAGAAACUGGCGGAGAGCCUGGAGUCCUGCACGGGGGCUCUGGACGAACUCGAUGAGCAGCUGGAGUCGAGAGUCCAGCUCUGCACGAAGUCCAGACGUGGCCACGACCUCAUGAUCUCUGCUGACCAGCCCUCAGCGCUGUUUUCCUGAGAACAUCCUUUCUCCUAAUGACCGAGGCCAGAAACCAUUCCUGUGGGAUGCUCCAGAUAUGUAGCUCCCUCAGGAAAACACUAAGCUGUGUUAGGAGCUGAGUGCAAAGGAUGAGAAAAACUGUUCUUGAAGCGGAGGGUUCUCACAGCCCUUCUUUUCCCAUCACUGUGACAUCCUGCUAAGGAUAAGUGCUAGAAACUGUUUACUUGCCUGAUCCUAGUAGAAUAUGUGACCUGAAAACCAUUUCUUCUCUACACAACUGCUCAGUCUUCCUGUCACUGGGCACUCCAGUUUCAAUUGUUGGGUGGACCCUGGGCCUGCCCUGGAGGUUUGAGCUGAGGAUGCAGAGGGAGCAGACUUAAUCACCCUCUGGGUCCUCUCCAAGCCUUACUGGGCUUGGAGGUCCUCCUCAGAAAGCCUGUGGGAGGAAACAUAAGCUUUAAAAUCUGUCUUUCGGAGUUUCUGAGUACAAAGACCUCCAGAAUCCAGUAAAGUGACCAUCUCUGAACAGUAUAGGAGGGUUCAGGGCCCAAGAGAGGCCCUGCCCUCUGACAUGCCCUCCUGCCCCCCACCCCUCUUCAGCUAUCCAUUCACAGAUCCAGCCUGAGGCUGGAGUGGACCUUCCUGGGUGGCUUCGUAUCCAGGCUCUGAGAGGGGAAACCAACCAUUCAUCUAAGUACUGCUUCUCGCAGGAAGAAACUGAGGCCAAGGAAGAUGAAGUGACUAUAGCCUUAUUUACUGACAUCGUAGUGUAGAGACGAGAGCAAUGGCUUUGAGUUAGACAGUCCUGGGUUUAUUACAGACUGUCACUACUGUGUGACUUUGGCCAAUUAGUCUCUCUGACUCUUGGCUUCCUGGUGGGUAAAAGAGAGAUGCUAAAACCUUACUCUGUUUUGAGUCUUAAAUGAGAUAAAGUGCCUAGUGCCUAGCAAAAUGUCUGGCUCACAAAGAGCAGCCCCUGGUCUGGCAGCAUCGGCAGCACUAGGGAACUGGUUAGAAAGGCAGAUUCUUGAAUCCAACCUCUGACUUACAGAAUCAGAAACUCUGGAGGUGGGGCCCAGCAACCUGUAUUUAAACAAGCCCGCAGGGGGAUGCUGAUGCCUGCUAAGAUUUGAAGGAAAACCACUGCAACAGAUGUUAAUUUCUGAUCCCCUCGAUGAGCUUUCACAGAGUCUUAUGGCCUCUCUCUAGGGGCCCCAUAGUCUUCAGAAUCAUUCACUGAAGGUCAAGGAAGGACUGUGCCCCAGAAAUAAAGAAUGUGUGGGCACUGGCCAAGGCACCUGGGGCAGCUUCCCACCAUGUUAACUAAGGGAUGUAACACAAGCCCUAUAGAGGGCAGUGUUGUCCACUCAUUGUAGAAACUGGUACAGAAAGGAAUGUGAAUUUAUUGGAAAUCGACCUUGAUUGCCUUCUCUGAAAACUGCCAGACCAUGUAUUUUUUAAUUUAUUUUAAGUUUUUUAAUUUAAUUACUGUUCAUUAUUUGCUUCUAAUUUUAUUUAAUCAUCACACUUAGAAGAUAAUAGGAAUAGCAAGUGCCUGAAUGGGAGACGACUGAGGCUCUUUUCAGGAGAAGAGGUUGAGUUUGACUUUCUGAGGCUGGCCAUGAGCUCUCCAUGGAUAAGUCUCCCUCCUUCCCACCUGAAGGAAAUGUGAGAAGUUGUGAAUAGAGAGACCGGAGCUCAGUGUAAGCUUACCAAUGGGGGCUUGACUUGCAGAAUAUACAAGUGGUGCGGGCAUAUUUAACCUGAAGGUACUUUGCCAGCAGAUAACACUUGAUCUGAAAAGAGAACCUACUGAGCUCAGGGUUCUGAACUACUUUUCAGGAAAAAAAUUAAAGGCAUGGGAAGGAAGCACUUAGACCUUGGAAGCCUGAUGUCCUGUGAAGUUAUGUCUUAGGGGAGACAGAAUAGCUUGUGCAAUGGCGGUGAUGUGUCGUAUUUUUAUGUAGGGAGCUGUGAGAAAUCUGUAAGCUUCUUCUGAAAAAAUAUACUUUCUAUAAUUUCCAUUUCUACAACUUCAGUGUUGAAAAGCAUGUUGAAAAGUCUUUGGGACCACACACACAAUACGUAGCUGUAUUUCUUAAUUAUUUAAUAUACUUUUAAUUUAUUCCAUUUUCUCCCAGGCUUCCCAAUGAUGGCAGAAUGCCUGAGGAAGUAUAAUUUUAGUGUUGGGGGGAGUUGGUUAGUGGUUCUGCAUGUUAAUUUGUUCUAUAAAUUUCAAUCGAUCUGUAUCCAGGUUUAUUUUCAGUUUGGUCCUGGUUUCUUUUCAACUGGUGUCAUUUCCUAGACUAUCUUGCAUAGACGCUAGCAUUUUAGGUUGCCAGAAUGUACUUCACAUUGUCAUUUGUGUUCUGUCUCAAAGGUACAACCACUCCCUAACUCCAUCUUCUAUUAAUGCUUAAGUUUGAAUUCUAUUCUCCCAAUGCCUGAGCUGUUCCCUAGCAAUGAACUGGGCACUUUCGGCAGCAGCAGUGAACACUUCCUGUCGUUGGGGUAUCGGGAAUCUGUCCAAGUCCUGGCCCUCCUGAAGUUUUCAGUGGCCCACUUUACAUCUAAGGAAGAGUGUCUACUUUGGAACAACGAUGUGCACAUAACAGGAGCUCAAUAAAUGCAUUGGAAUAAUUUAAUAAGCUGCUUAGCUGUGUUAACAGAAAUUCGUUGAUAAUGAAAGGCCACCCGUCCUCCACACGUCUGUUAUAAAGAUUGGAGCUUCUAUCAGGAUUUAGUCAAGUUCAGUUCAAUGAAUCCUAGAGACAAAUAUUUAUUUAUUUAUUUUGUGGAAACGUGAAUAAGGCUUUUCCUUAAGGCCUACAUUCUAUGAACAGAUUGAAAUGGUAUGUUGUAAAGGGAAGAAGGGAGAAGGGUAUUUAGGUCAGAAGUGUACUUCGGAAAAUGGUCCCAAUUUUGAAAAAUAAAUAUGUUUAUACUAAAGAUUUAAGUGCUUCUUGUAGUUUCUAGGUUUUACAGUCAUUUUGUUUCCCAAUAAAGGAGACUCAAUAAAAAUGCAUUCUGCUCUAGUAAAAAAAAAUUCUUAGCAAACAUUCUGAUUCUAACUGCUUUGGUGCAUUUACUGUCAGGCACCUGUCAUUUCCAACAUGGUAAAUGUCAAAGUCACGAGUGUGUAUGGAAAGAAAAAAGAGAACAGUGGUGUAGAAGCCACUCUUGACCAGAUAUGUCCAACAGUCAACUUGAUAAUAGUUUGCAUUCAAUACCUUGGUGUGAACAGGAAGAGGGAAUGGAGAAAUUGGGAUAAAGACACUAUGCAGAGACAAAUGGGGUGUAGUUAAAUGCAGAAAUCUUUGGGUUGCAUGGUUUUUUUCACUGCAGCAAAAUUAGUUUUCUCUUUAUUGAAAUGAAUUGCCUACGCCUCAAACAUUUUAGAAAAAGAUUUUAUUUAUUUACUUUUAGAGAGAGGGGAAAUGAGGGAGAAAGAGGAGAGAAGUGUCAUUGUGAGAAAGGGUUGCCUCUCUUACACACCCUGACCAGGGACCGGACCCACAACCCAGGCGUGUGCCCUGAGGACCUUUCGCUUUGUGGGACAACACCCAACUGACUGAGCCACACCGGUCAGGGCAAACUUUUUGAUCUCUGUAAUUAAUCACCUAAUCUCAAGUUUGCCUGUGUAUGAAUUGAUAACGUUGGACAAGAGCAGGUAUUUAAUAAUUAAUUCACUUAGAAUAUUCAGUAUCAAACUGUAAAUCAGUUUUUAAAAAGUAACCAACUCAUGUACAGGAAUACGCUCAUAAUCUAGAAAUCAGACUUCCGGCACUUUCAAAAUCAUUGAAUGUAAUUACCACCUGGGAAGUAAUCAAAAGGAAAUUCAGGAUUAGCUAAAUUAGUCUUCAGAAAACCAGGAGAGAGGCAGAAAGGGAGGGCAAGGGGUAGCAUCUGUAUUAGGAGGCAAAAUUAUCCCACAAUGGAGACUUCACCAUGCAAGUCACGGACCUUGACUGUAAGAUAGGCUGGGAAAUGCAGUAAUUUUUAACUGAGAAUUGGCUAAUCUCAAUAUACCUAGACUUCUGUUUGUAAGGAAGAAAAGGAAGGUAGACACAGGGUAGGGUGUCCAGGGAUCCAAACAAAGAGCCUGUAGUGGUUGCUACAUUCGGUUAAGAGCUACUGCCCUGGAGAUGAUCUCCCAGAGUGGCAGGCUCUAGUCUCCCCACCUUGGAAGUAUCCCUGGGUCCGAUGUUGCACCAUUAGUGAGUGUGCAACCAAGAAAAAAAAAGCCGUGUUGGCAAGACCCUGACUGUGUUUGCAAAGGCCAGCCACAAGCGGGAAUCCUGUUUUUGCUGUAGCAUCUGCAUUCCUGUCAUAACAAGUGCUCUUUUAGUUAAUUGCAAUAAAUCUUUCCUUGUUGAAUUGACAGGAGGUGUGGAUGUUAAAUUUUUGCUCCUGGCAAACUCGGGUAAAUCCUGCUGUGGUCUGGAAUAAAACAAAGAAAACAUCUGGAAAUGACCCCUCAGCAACCGUAGAGUUGUUAGGGGAGGGGAAAUUGUGCUGAUGGAGCAAGACCCUUCUAGGGACCAGAAAGAAACUUUAGGGACGCUCCAAUGUGGUCUCGAAAGGACAGGGAAAGCUCGUCUAUAGGAAGCUACAUCUGCAGAGAAUGAUGUUUAAUACCAUCUCAUAUUUCCAAUGUAACCCCAGGGGCGGGAGUGCAGGCAGGCCUGCGAACUGACUUGCCCCGAACUUUAACAACCAGUCACAGCCCAGGCCUCUGCCUCCCAACCACACGGAAGUCAUAGCAAGGCUUGUUCUGGGGUUUGUGUGGAUACAGUUGCCUAAUUUACCCAAAUCGUUGUCAUUGGAAGAAGUUUUUUGUGUAGAUGGAAUUAGGGAGGAGGGGCGGUGUCUAAAACCUUUCUUUUAGGCUAAACAUGUCUAUUUCUAGGCUCCCUGGUCGACAUGUAGACAUUUGUUCAGCCCGCCCCUUGUUGCUGAAAUUGCACCGUCAAAAUGCCCUUGAAGAACAAUACUUUCCUCGGUGCUAAAAUAAAAUGACAUUUAAGUAAUAAAUAUAGAAAAUAAAUGUGGAUAUUUAAUGGUAAUAAUUGGUAACAUUUAUUGAAAACUGACUAGGUACUGUUCUAAGUACAAUUUGACAUGUAUUAUCACAUUUACAAAAAUCUUACGAGGAGGAGACUGUCGUUACCCCAUAUUGUUAGAUAAAGAAAGUGAGAGAACAGAGAGGGGACACAGCAGCCCCAGAACUUGAAUCCUGGCAGGCUGACUUUGGCGUUAUUCUCUUAGCUCUUCUCAGAGUAACUUUUUUCCUAAGAUAAACUAAUAGCUCAUGAUAGUGGCAACAUUAAUAAUGAACUGACAGAUUCAUUUCUUCAUCCAGAAAACAUUUAUUGAGUGUUCACCUUGUGCUACCUACUCUCACUUGUGAGCAAUGCAGACAGGCUUCUAGACAGAUCCAUGGCACUAACAAUCUGGAAAUCUAGGCAGGGAAUUUUAUGGCAAUAGGUGAAGCACUAAGAAAUUAAAAUAUCAUUUUGCAAAUGGCUAGUAUUUGGGGAAAAAAAAAAAGCAAUGUGGGAGCAAUGUGAAAAGGAUCAGGCUUCAGCUUUGGUCAUAAAAGCCUGUACACAGAUAUUUUGUAACACUGCCUCAGAGGCUCUGAACACGCCAAGAUUCUUGGGAACGAAACACCUGCAAGGAGAGGACGUGAUUAAUAACAACUUUUUGCUAACUGCUGGCUGCUGCGCUGGGGCGGAAGGCAUCCACAGACGGCACACAUAGAAAGGAAGGAAUGACUGGUUCGGCAGGCCAGUCCAGAUCUUGUAUAAAAACCUCUGAAAAUGAAACUUUGGGGUCAUUCCAUUGAAACUGUCACUGAACCUGCCGGUCGGUUUUCUUCCUGUUAGGAGUGCGUGCUCAAUUUCAGCAUGAUAGCCACGGCCUAGAACUGCAGGGGACUUGUGGGUGGGGAAGCAGGUGUGAGUAGGAAUAAGACUUUAGGUAUCAUAAAGCUUCAGAAUAGCAA
Molecule: messenger RNA, 6939 nt
Organism: Artibeus jamaicensis (Jamaican fruit-eating bat)
Lineage: Eukaryota; Metazoa; Chordata; Mammalia; Chiroptera; Phyllostomidae
Gene: APOLD1
Product: apolipoprotein L domain containing 1
Exons: 2
Coding region: 189-950 (253 amino acids)
Biological process (GO): lipoprotein metabolic process; lipid transport
Cellular component (GO): extracellular region; membrane
Molecular function (GO): lipid binding
Source: RefSeq, a predicted model, not a curated record